Messenger RNA from Synchytrium microbalum, 1236 nucleotides. RefSeq names its product nitronate monooxygenase (gene SMI158). Gene Ontology annotation, molecular function: nitronate monooxygenase activity. The transcript is spliced from 6 exons. Bases 1 to 1236 code for a protein of 411 amino acids. The record is from RefSeq and is a predicted model, not a curated record. NCBI's taxonomy places the organism in Eukaryota, Fungi, Chytridiomycota, Chytridiomycetes, Synchytriales, Synchytriaceae.
AUGAGCUGGAAAAAGACCCCGUUGACUGAUUUGAUGAAUUUAAAACUUCCACUGAUCCAAGCUCCUAUGGCUGGCGGCUCGUCGAGCGUGGAAUUGGUUUCGGUUGCAUCAAAUGCUGGUUGUCUAGGCUCUCUCGCUGCUGGCCUCAUGUCUUCACAACAACUAGCUGAAUCAAUAAAAGCUAUAAAGGCUAAAACCAGCAACCCAUUUUCAGUCAAUGUCUUCCUUACUACUCCUGCACCACGUAUACCUUCCACUACCCCAAAUCCAACAGACGCUGAAUGGACAAACUUGAAAUCAAAGUAUGUGACCAAGCUGGAUUCGUAUCGAAAACAGUUAGGGAUGCCACCUAGUCCAGCAGCUGGAGCAGGUGAAGCUCCUCGAGUUGGCGCUGUCGUGUUGGAUGAGAUGCUGGACAUAUUGGUAAAGGAGAGAGUCAAGGUUGUGACGUAUACGUUUGGAGUAUUGGAGGCUGCUCAAGCUCAUCGUCUUCGAAAGCAUGGUGGAUGUUUGGCUGUAUUCGGAACUGCAACAUGUGCAGAGGAAGCUCGUAUCCUCAUUGAAGAAGGAGCUUGUGAUGGAGUUGUAGCUCAAGGACUCGAAGCUGGAGGUCAUCGUGGCACAUUCUUAGAAUCCAUUCCAACAGCAGCAACUCUGGUUGGCUUACAAUCAUUGUUGACUACAAUACGUGCCUUGUUUGAUGGAACUGUAGGCAGACCACCUCUACGAACUCAUUCUGGAAAGAGACCAUUAUUGAUUGCUGCAGGUGGAAUCGCCGAUGGUCGUGGUGUACUAGCAGCUCUUGCAUUAGGUGCAGAUGCCGCUGCAUUAGGAUCAGUUUUCAUACCGACUGUUGAAUCUGGAGCUUCAAAGUUCCACAAGGAUGCGCUUGCAAAUCCUACACAAGGUGCUCUCAGUUCGACCAUGUUGAGUACCACAUUUACAGGUCGAAUGGCACGAGGUUUGGCAAACGAUUUCGCCAAAGACAUGCAAGAGUUUGAACGGGUGCCUACUCACUUGCUCGGAAUGGAUGUCAGGAAUCGUGAUGCUCAAUUGAAUACACGAGUCAUCUUUGCCGAAGCUGCGAAACUUCAAAGGCAGGAUAUUGCACCAUUGUGGGCUGGUCAAUCUGCUUCAACCUUGGCUGGCAAAGGAGGUCGAAAGGCUGUUGACAUCAUUAACGAAAUCACUGCCGAGGUUGAUGAACUUGUAUCACGCUUUGCUAGCAAACUGUAA